Molecule: messenger RNA, 1323 nt
Organism: Colletotrichum destructivum
Lineage: Eukaryota; Fungi; Ascomycota; Sordariomycetes; Glomerellales; Glomerellaceae
Product: Putative glycosyl hydrolase family 53, glycoside hydrolase superfamily
Exons: 1
Coding region: 128-1180 (350 amino acids)
Biological process (GO): pectin catabolic process
Molecular function (GO): glucosidase activity
Source: RefSeq, a predicted model, not a curated record
GCCAAUUUUCUUUCCUCAACUCGAAGGAGAUCCUUUCCCUUCUUUUCCCCUUCUCAGUCCCUCUGAGUAGCGUCCGAAAGAAAAGACAAAGGUCAGCGCCAUCGUCGAUCGAUCAUCGUUGCCCAAGAUGCUGGCCUCCCUCGCCUCCAUCUUCCUCCUUGCCCUCUCCACGGCCAAUGCCGCGCUCACCUACAAGGGCGCGGACUGGUCCUCGGCGCCCAUUGAGGAGAAGGCCGGUAUCAAGUACAAGAGCAGCGCCGGCGCCUCGCAGUCCCUCGAGGUGAUCCUCAAGAACGCCGGCGUCAACUCGGUCCGUCAGCGCGUCUGGGUCAACCCUUCCAAUGGCGACUACAAUCUCGACUACAACCUCGCCCUCGCGAAGCGCGCCAAGGCGCAGGGCUUGUCUGUCUACCUCACGCUGCACUUCAGCGACACCUGGGCCGACCCGACUAAGCAGGGCAUCCCUUCGGGCUGGCCCUCGGACAUUGAGAACCUUAGCUGGCGCUUGUACAACUAUACCCUCGAGGUCAGCAACGCUUUCCAAAAGGCCGGCGUCCCGCCCGCCAUUAUCUCCAUAGGCAACGAGAUCCGCGCCGGCCUGCUCUUCAACACGGGCAGGACCUCGAACUGGAGCAACGUCGCCCGCCUUCUCAACUCGGCCGCGUACGGCAUCAAGGACUCCACCCUCAGCCCGAAGCCAAAGAUCAUGAUCCACCUCGACAACGGCUGGGAUUGGAACGCCCAGAACAACUGGUACACCAACCUAUUCGCCCAGAACCUGCUCAAGGCCGCCGACUUUGACAUGAUGGGCGUCUCCUACUACCCCUUUUAUGGCUCCGGCGCCACCUUGUCCGCCCUUAAGACAAGCCUGACCAACCUGGCCAACAAAUGGGGCAAGGAAAUCGUCGUUGCCGAGACCAACUGGCCCACGAGCUGCCCGAGUCCCGCAUACGCCUUCCCGAGCGACCUCAAAGAUAUCCCCUUCUCCGCCGCCGGCCAGACGACCUUCAUGAAACGGGUCGCCGCCGUUGUCGCCGCUGUGAAGAACGGCAAGGGCGUGUAUUACUGGGAGGUUGGGUGGAUGAACAACCAAGCCCUAGGCUCCAGCUGCCCGUCCAACACCAUGUUCUCGUGGCCCGGCACUGCAUUGUCGAGUUUGGAUGUCUUCAAGAGUAUCUGAGGGAAGGUUAAGGCUGUGGCUUGGGGGCAACGGCGUGUAUGGGACUUUUCAUGAGUGGAAAUGUCUGGCUUUGACGGGGGAUUGGAACGUAUAUACCUUUACUUCGAUACGUACAUAGUUAGAUCCUUCUUCGUACAUGUGUG